Dibothriocephalus latus is the source of this 1315-nucleotide messenger RNA. Lineage: Eukaryota; Metazoa; Platyhelminthes; Cestoda; Diphyllobothriidea; Diphyllobothriidae. The record is from the annotation of a GenBank genome assembly.
CGAGGUGCUUCAACGUCGAGAGCAGCUGCAACUCACCUGCGCCGACUACUCGGCUACCCUGCGCAGCGGCAAGUCGGCCCGGGAGCGAGCUGCCGAAGAACUGGCUCGUGUUAAUUCACAGAUUGAGCUGGUAGAGCAGCGUCUCACGGAACUAAAACCGGAGUACAAGGCGUCGCGUCAAAAGGAAGAUGAUAUCGCCAAUGCGCUGAGAAGGAGUUGUUUGCCAAACAAGGUCAUUUCAAAGGAUGAUGACAGGAAGACAAAACUCCAAGAGGACCUGACCGUGGCCGAGGAGAAUAUAAACUGCGUUAGAACGGAACUGGAAACGGUCUCCGAGGACUCACGCCGCCUGCGCCGUGAAAAGGACGAAAUUCAGACGGACCGCCAGACCGUCUAUCGUGAGGAGACUAAGAUCGCCCAGGAGCUGAACAACUGGCGCGACGAGCUGGCACGCACUGAGCACAGCCUACGCUCCAUCACCGGCAAGGUCAUCCUCAAUGGGCUGGACUCGUGCCCCGAGGACUUCUACACCAGCGUGGAGGUGACCGCGGGUUCUCGCCUCUUCUACCACGUGGUGCAGAAUGACAAGUAUGUGAUCCGAAUCAUUGCAGAGAUCAACAAGCACAAUCUGCCGGGUGAGGUGCACUUUCUGCCCAUAAACCGGCUCUCAGUGAAGGAGUUCCGCUAUCCCGAGACUGAGGGUGCUAUCCCAAUGAUAUCGCGACUGAAGUUUGAUGAGAAGUUUCGCCCAGUGAUGCUACACAUCUUCGGGAAGACCCUAAUCUGCAGCAGCAUUGACGUGGCUGCCCAGUUGGCUCGAAGGCAGAAUUUUGACUGCAUCACUCUUGAUGGUGACCAGGUGUCUCGCAAAGGAACUCUGACAGGUGGUUACUACGACAACCGUCUCUCGCGGCUGGAACUCCAGCGGAGAAAGCAGAAAACUGAAAUGGAAAUCCAGGAAACCGAGAAUGUGCGUGAAAACAAUGCCAAACGGAAGGAGCAGGUGGAUGCCCAGAUCAACAGGAUAAUCGAUGAACUUCAGCGCAAGGAGACUGUUCGGUCUAAACUGGAGUCCGACAAGAGCACUGUGACCGAAGAGCUACGAACCAAGACGGAGGGUCGCCCGCAAAAGGAACGCAAGUUGGCCUCUUUGCGACACGAUCUAGACCACAUGAAGUACACAAUGGAGUCCUACAAGGUUGAGCUGGGCACGGAUCUGCUGAGCCAGUUGUCUGUGCAGGAGCAGCGAGAGGUGGACCGCCUGAACGACAAGAUUCAAGAACUCACACGCGAUGCCAAGGAGUCCUACAAGUAG